Molecule: messenger RNA, 2259 nt
Organism: Physcomitrium patens
Lineage: Eukaryota; Viridiplantae; Streptophyta; Bryopsida; Funariales; Funariaceae
Product: polypyrimidine tract-binding protein homolog 1
Molecular function (GO): RNA binding
Source: RefSeq, a predicted model, not a curated record
GAACGAGCGAGCCAGCGAGCGACGGAGCCAGCGAGAGCCUGAGAGCGAGAGAGAGGCUAGGAAGCGAGAGACACAAGGAAGACAGCUCGCAUCGCCAGGAACGAGCAUCAGCAACAGCAGAAGAAGAAGAUUAGGAGAAGAAGAAGGAGGCAUCAGAAUCUCGAGCAGCAGCAGCAGCAGCAGUAGUGCCUCCCUCACAGCCCUUCCUCGCUCCCUGCCUCUUUUCCUCUUCUACCCACUUUCCUUCGCGAGCCCUAACGUCUUUUCUCCUCUUCUUCCUUACCCUAUACUUCCACUACUACUACUUCUUCUUCUUCUCCACGUUUACGUUUGUUUUCUUCCUUCGUCUCGUCGGUCCUGCUGCUCGCCACCGAACCGGACCUCCCGGCUCCUGUUUGCAGCGCUGUGCAUCCUGCUUCGCCAUGACGUCCACCGCCGGUCAACCCCAGUUCCGCUACACGCAGCCUCCGUCCAAGGUGCUGCACGUGCGCAACUUGCCGUGGGAGUGCAGCGAGGAGGAGCUCAUCGAGCUGUGCAAGCCCUUCGGCAAGGUGGUCAACACCAAGGUCAAUGUCGGGGCCAACCACAACCAGGCGUUCGUGGAGUUCGCCGACUUAAAUCAAGCUAUUGCAAUGGUGUCAUAUUAUGCAUCAUCAUCAGAGCCGGCUCAGGUGCGAGGAAAGACGGUGUACUUGCAGUACUCUAACAGGCAAGAAAUUGUCACCAGUAAAAACUCUGGGGAUGUUGCGAGCAAUGUCCUACUCGUAACCAUUGAGGGCGUAGAGGCUGGCGAUGUCAGCAUUGACGUCUUACACCUUGUGUUUUCUGCCUUUGGCUUUGUUCAUAAGAUUGCGACUUUUGAGAAAAGCGCUGGCUUCCAGGUGUGUAUUAUGGCACUAGUACAAUUCAGUGAUGCUAAUACUGCUUCUGCUGCCAAAUCGGCCCUUGAAGGACGGAGCAUACCCAGAUAUUUGCUGCCUGACCACGUUGGUCCCUGCCACUUACGAAUAUCAUUCUCUGCACACAACGACCUCAAUGUGAAGUUUCAAAGUCAUCGAAGCCGGGAUUACACCAAUCCGUAUCUUCCGGUGGCCCCAUCAGCAAUUGAUGGAAGUGGUCAGUUUAGCGUUGGACCUGAUGGAAAGAGGAGGGAGCCUGAGAGCAAUGUGCUGCUUGUUUCAAUUGAAAACAUGCAGUACGCCGUAACGAUUGACGUAAUACACACUGUUUUCUCUGCUUUUGGAUUCGUUCAGAAAAUCGCAAUUUUCGAGAAAAGUGCUGGUUUUCAAGCUUUAGUUCAAUAUCCAGAUAUUCCUACUGCAGUUGGAGCAAAGGAGGCACUUGAAGGUCACUGCAUUUACGAUGGAGGCUUCUGCAAGCUUCACCUAUCUUACUCUCGGCAUACUGAUUUAAAUGUCAAUAACGACAGAAGCAGAGAUUACACUAACCCUGGCCUUCCUGCAACUCAACCUCCUGUUUUGAGCCAAGCACCAGGGGUUGGUCCUGGCAGCCCCGCUGCGGCUGGCCCUGCCUAUCCAGCCGCUCAGUAUGGGGCUGCUCCCCCUCCUCAAGACUCAGGAGCUCAACAGCAGUCAUGGGAUACUGAAGGGAGUGGUAAAGCACAACAGGUUUCUGGUCCAAUGCCAGGACAACCCAUGUCUGGUCCUAUGUACAUGAGUCAUCAACAUGGUGGAGCUGUGGGACACCAUGGUCCUCCUGGUGCAUCAGGCUCCUAUCAGGGUCCCCCUGGUCCAGUUACUUCAAUGGGCCCAAUGUCGGGGCCAGGGCCAUCAAUGGCACCACCUGGGUACAUGGGACCUGGAAUGCAUCAACAAGGUCAACAGAGCCAUCACUUGGGACCUCCUGGUCAUUCUAUGCCACCUUACCAACAAAUGCACGGGCCAGGCCAUCAAGGCAUGCCCCCUGCAAACGGAGGCCCUGGUGGAUAUUACAUGUGACCUCUUUCUUGCAGUGGCGAAUUCCUCUUGACAUUAGAUUAGUUUCGAAAUUCGUCAAAUGCAGUAGGGCCUUCAGUUGCACAAAGUUCAGAUUUGAAUAUGGACUUGUGUUACCUGGUUGUGGUUUUUUUCUUUCUUUUGUUUGGUUUUUACCCCUCUGAUCUUGUACCUUUAAUGUGCUAAGUUUAGAAUAGCGAUUAAUGACUCCUUGUUUUCAUUAAUCAUGAGAGCUCUGAUAUUCGAUCAAUGUAUGAAAUCAAUUUGUUUUGUUUGAAUAUUUUGGUUUAGCUUCUGUACUAAA